Messenger RNA from Bombyx mori (domestic silkworm), 9145 nucleotides. RefSeq lists its product as uncharacterized. The record is from RefSeq and is a predicted model, not a curated record. The transcript has a single exon. Bases 3824 to 5446 code for a protein of 540 amino acids. Lineage: Eukaryota; Metazoa; Arthropoda; Insecta; Lepidoptera; Bombycidae.
GCUAGGGCGCGCCGCCUCGUAGGAGACUGUGAGGUAUCAUUGAAUAACUCUGACUGCGAUCGCGCGCUGCCGGCGUCGCAGCGCGGCGACGUUCUCGUGGGUAAGGACGUGGCACCAGACGGGUGCUCCGUAGUGCCAUCGACCGCACGGGUACCAUCACCCUGCCUAUUUCUGCCGUGAAGCAGUGGUGUAUUUCGGUUUGAAGGGUGGGGCAGCGGUUGUAACUAUACUGAGACCUUAGAACUUCUAUCUCAAGGUGUGUGGUGCGUUUACGCUGUGGAUGUCUAUGGGUUCCAGUAACCACUUAACACAAGGUGGGCUGUGAGUUCGUCCACACAUUAAUACGAAGAGCAUAAUCAAACGAAAUUAGAUACGAAGCUUAAAGGGCCGUUUAAAGUAGUUGAAGUAUUGGAUGGUGUCGAUUUAAUUUUGACUCUCACACAUUCGCUUAAGGCUCGAGCUGCUACUUGCCUCACAAAAAUACAGCCUGGUAAGAUAUCCUGGCCUACUAUUAAAGAGAUGCUGACAAAAUUAUCUAAUGAUGCAAGACUACUUCGACCUGGUUAUUAAAUUUGAAAUGGAAAGCAAAAAGGGACCAGCUGAAGCCGGUAUCCGGCUAUGGCAACUUAUAAAGAAGAUUCCCGACGCUAAUGUGCCAGAACAAAUAGCCACCGGAUUUGUUAUAUCAAUACUGUCGCAGUGUGAUGAAAGAAUCCGUCGGGAAUUGAACUCUGUCGUUAUUACCACAAAAAAUCGUCUAUUUCACACAUUACGUGGCUUUACCCUCAAAAGAAAAAACGAAGAUCCUGAUAAAGAACCAAAACGCUCUCGAAGUUUUUUUCCGUGGAAGCUGCCAUUUCUGCGGAAAACCUGGGCAUCGUGCCGAAGGGUGUUGCGACAGAUACUGCUCUCAAACUUUUUUCGAUAUUCCAGCAAAACCUGAACAACCUCCUCAUCCGUGGGCUCCCGGCUCUCGCCUGCAAGUCAGCUGUUACGUGUGCGGUGAUGCGAGUCAUGUAGCUUCUGGGUGUUCCAUGCGCUACAAGAAGAAAAACGACACUGCUCCAGGUGCUGUGGCAGGUGCAACCAGAGACGUCAACGUGUGUUCCAGAGCUUCAGUGUGUUACAGAUAAGUGGUUUUGGCUUCCCCUUUAUGUUCCAUUCAGGGUCAGAAUGUAGUCUUAUAAAACAAAGUCAUAGUAAUUUAUUCAAUGGUAAGCGGUUUCAUGAACAAGUCACUCUUUGAUCUGAAAGUAACUUAGACCAAUCAUGAUGGAAAGAGCACUUAGGGGACAUUCAACUCGCCCUUAAUAGUGCACGUUGUCGAGUAACAGGGUUUACUCCAAUAGAAUAGACGUUUGCCGUUCAGGGUAGUUCACUUGAAAUAUCUUAAAGUUUCAACAGAGUGAUAAUCCCUCUAGAUUAGAUCUUGAUUUAGCACGGUCGAAGACCGGCGAUAAUAUAAAAAAAAGGGCACAAACAGAAGCUUGGUUUAGUCGAGGCAAAGCUAAAGUCAAACUCUUUUCCGCUGGGGAUUUUGUUUUCGUAAGUUGACCGAAAAUGUAAAGGUCCCUUCAACAUUACUGCAGUUUUGGAAAACGAUAGGUAUAAAUUGAGACAUGUAAAUAGUUCUAAUAGAGUGUACAAAUUUCCCCAUGAAAACUUACGUGAAAUACCUCGAGGCCCGUCAGGCCUACUAGAAAUUUCUGAAAAUUAUAGUGACGAUGACGUGACGGCGUACACAGAUGGGUUAAUUAAUCUUGUUCAUGAAACUGAUCUUAAUGAUGACGACUCUAUCACUGACAAUAGAAGCGACAUUUUUGUCCGCAAAUAGCGAUACAGCAAACAUAGUCUGUGGGUAGUGAUACAAUGUCUGUAAGCUCAGGCACCUCAGGUGCAGGUGUUGGAAAUGUAGAAAACGAUGGUCGGUCUCGCACUAUUUCUGAAGAAAUUCCGUAUAAAUGUUCUGGUUUAAGAAAUGUUUUAACAAACGCUACCGUACACGCAGAUUAAAAAAAAAAAAAGAGAGAAUUGUAUGUGGCUAGAGAGAUGUUAAUCCGGACUAGCAAAAAAAAAAAAAGAAAAAAAAAAAGAAAGUGUGAAGUCAUUGAAGGGUCUGUCCGGUCCAAUGGCUUGGCUAUAGGGAUUUUCAUCCAGAUUAGCCACAACAAUUAGCUACAGGGAUUGCGAUUCGGUCUAGCAUUAUCCGGUCCAGUUCGAAAAACUGAAGGGAUAACAAUUCCGGUCUAAGUUAAAAGGGACAUACUUACAUACCGGAAGAGUUUUUGAACUGGCCCAGGCAGUCUGAAGGUUAUUUAUAGCCAGUAUAGGAUUUUCUGAAGAAUUAUGCGAUCGAACCGUACUAGAUUGUUAAUAUCAUAGACCACGUUUUAAGUUGCAUCCGUUAAUGUCAGGAUGAACGAACACGUUUGUUGUUCACUGACAUACCAUAAGAAUGCGCGCACGAGGACGAGCGCACGUCAGUAUGGCCGUGACGGCGUUAACGAUAUUUAUGUUAUAUAGCACGUGCAAUAGGAGUGACUCACACAAGCCAGGUGCGCCGGCCGUGUCAUUCCACUCGUAAACAACAGCUACAACAGAAGUGACUCAUAAGCCAGCUGCGCCGGCUAGUAUAAAAAGGCGGAACGUGCCUUGAAAUGAACAUUCGUUGGACUGCGUUUGCCUGGUGCACUUACUAUAUCCUUGUUACGUUGUGUGAUUCAGUGACUGUUGUACGUAUUGGUUAAAGUUGGACAAGUGUUAAAGUGAAUUGUUAAGAUAACAUAUUGUUGAUUAAAUCAGAAAUCAAAGGCGACUUCGUUUAACUUGGUGUUCAACAAAAUAAUGUCUACCCUCAAGCUUACAUAUACAUAAUAGUUUUUUUCUAUCUAUGAUAGUAACCAUAGUAAAAAUAUUGUUCGCUGAUCUACUAAAUCUACUCUAUAAUUACAGUGACAAUUACUUUGUAUAAAAAACACACUGAAGUAUGAAACCUAAAACAGGACAAGGAGAAAAAAAACAAACAGCGACUGCUUGAACAUAUCGAGGGGUGAAAGGCUAUUUGGUUUAAGCGACAUCUAGGGUGAUAUUGAGUUAUAUACAUAUACGGAAUCAGCGAAUUUUUCUCCGUCGAAUGAUGCCGGAUUUAUUAAAAUCAGAGCACUUUUUUGGCGUUUGAAACAAUACUAUUUUUGGGUUGUUUCCAAAGUGGCAGUGUAUUAUCCAACGUUGAUUUUGAAUUUUUUUUUAGUAAUGUACUUAAACCAUACAAUGAUAUUAAGAGACGAGACAUAAACCAGUUACCUUUUCUCAGAAAAAUAAUCCAAUAAGAGUUAAAGCGUGUUUCCUGUUUCAAUUUUUUAUUAAGCAGUAACUUAAAUCAUUUUGACUUCUACCAAUUACAUGGUGUGAUGUCUCUUAAACCAUUUGUCCGUCACCCAAAUACGACAUGGAGUGUCGCUUAAGCUCUUUCAGCUGCAUCUAUUUUCCAUGCAGGGUGCUACUUAAAUCAAGUAGUUCUUUUGUUUCAGAUAUUUUGCUUAGCCGUUAAAACAUUUUGGUCCUAUUAUUUUAUUAAAUGCAUGUCGCUUAAUACAGACAAUAAAAUGAAGUAAUGCAAUAUGAAACAUUUUUUCAGUAUAAAUAAAAAUACGGGUCGGUCUUUCAAUCAUUAAAUUUUAAUAUGAUACAUUUCAUUCAUGUCGCAUGAUACCAUAUUUAUUCAAUCUCCCGGGAGUUAAAAAUCGUGAUCUUUCAACCGGACUGCCGCGCGCAGGCGCUUCAGUCGAACUCCAGAGUGCAUCGAGGAGUGACGUGAAGAAAUAUGAAACCGAAUCCUUGCUUAGAAAAAAACUGUCCCUACAAGUGUCAAGAAAUAACCUCAGAAAAAAGGAGUGCCAUAUUUAAACAUUUUUGGGAAUUAUCUCCGGAAAGAAAAAAGCAGUGGAUAAUAUCUAUGUCCUCUAAGCAAUCCAUAAAAAGGAAGAGAUCCAAAGACUCUAAUUACAGAAAUAACACAUUCUGUUAUUUCAUAAAUGAUGGAGAGGGUCGGCGACAAGUUUGUUUAAAGUUCCUCAUGAAUACUCUUGAUGUCACUCAAAGAUACAUUUAUUAUACAUUAACAACACAGGAACUUGGUAUGGCGAAAGAAGAUGGAAGAGGAAAAUGCAUUCCCCCCAACAAAACAUCUAACGCAAUCAAAGAAUCAGUAAAAUCUUUUAUCAAAAGGUUACCUGCAAUACCAUCGCACUACUGCCGAAAGGAUAGCACAAAACUAUAUCUGCCUGUUGAAUUUAAAAAUAAAAAAAAUUUAUACCGCUGUUAUAAAGAAGACCUCAUUAGUAAAGGAGUCGAUGUUGUAAGUGAAAAAGUUUUCCGUCAAAUAUUCACUACUGAUUUUAACAUUGGGUUUCAUGUGCCUAAGAAGGAUAAAUGCAUAAAAUGCCUACGUUUUGAAGGACAGAAGCCAGAGGAUUGUGCCGAAUUUCAAGAUCAUUUAGAGGAAAAGAAGGCAUCAAAGAAGCGGUUAGAACGUCAUCGACAGUUAGGUAAAGAAAAUCCUUCCAUUCUGUGCACAUCUUUUGACCUCCAGAAAGUUCUCAAUACGCCUCAUGGCAAUAACAUGUUACUAUUUUAUUCUGGAAAGUAUGCUGUUUAUAAUUUAUGUUUUUAUGAAAGCAUCACAAGGAAUGGUUUUUGUUUUAUCUGGGGAGAAUCUGAAGCAAAGCGGGGCGCAAAUGAAAUUGCUACUAUUAUACAGAAAUACAUAGAGAAUGUGGAUUCUCGAGGUACCAUUACAUCUUUGAUCUUGUAUUCAGAUUCUUGCCCUGGACAAAACAAAAAUAAAAUAGUCCUUGCAACAAUACAUAAUGCUUUGUUGCAAUCGAACAAUUUACAAGCAAUUCAAAUGAAUUACCUUCUCCCUGGCCACACGGAAAUGUCGGUAAACAGCAUACACUCUACAAUCGAACAAUCCGUAAGAAAUAUUACUGUAUGGGCCCCUUCGCAAUGGGCUACAAUAAGCCAGCUAGCAAGAAAAGAACCAGCACCUUAUAAUGUUGAAAAUCUGACACACGAGAAUUUCUUAAAUUUUGAUGAUAUGUCUGAAAAAUAUUUUAAGGGUAACCUUGUAGAUAAAAUUAGUAAAACCCGUACAGCAACAUUUAAAAAAUCUCAUCCAAAUCAAAUGAAAGUAAAAUUUUCAAUGAAAGAUAAUGCAUCCGAAGAGAUUAUACAAAUUAUUGCGAAACCUAGAGCUAUCAAUCGAAGAUAUAAUUCAAGUUUGCCGAUUACCAAAGCCAAAUACAUGGACCUAAAGAAAUUGUGUGACACUGGGGUUAUACCCAAGAUAUUUCAUAAAGAAUACAUAAAUCUACAACACUGCAAUUCCAAAGAUGUUCUACUGGAUACUGAUGUAGAAGAUACAGUCGAAGAAAAUGAUUAUUAAAUACGUUCUUUCUUAUUGCAUUAUGAUUAUUAUCAAGCACUGGCUGUAUUUUAUAAUUACUACAAGUUUUGUUUAUUGAUUUGAUAUUUUUUAUUUUGUUUUUAUUAGUUUAAGUUAUAAUUAAACAAUAUCGGUUGUGAUUAAUUAUACUCUUAGUAAGUUUUAUGACAGCCGAUCUCAAGUAAUACUGAAUAAAUAAUACCUAAUUAUAGUUGAUUUUCCUACAUUCAGACUGAAUUUACUUGAUUAAUAUCACAUCAGUAAAAGUAAUAAUACUUUAUAAUGUACAAAAUACUAAUACGUAUUAAUACUUUAACUGAUGUGAUAAUAAUCAGUCUGAAUGUAGGAAAAUCAUGUAUAAUGAGUUAAUUAUAGUUGAUUUUCCUACACUCAGAUUGAUUUUACUUGAUUAUUAUACGAAAUAUGAAUACUUUAUCUGAUGUUGUUAAUUAAUAUGUUGUAUAUUAAUCAAGUAAAAUCAAUCUGAAUGAAGGAAAAUCAACUAUAAUUAUUUAUUAUCUAUAUAUAUAAAAAUGAAACCCGUUUUCCGUUGUCACGACAUAACAUGAAAACGGCUUGACCGAUUUGGCUAAUUUUGGUCUUGAAUUAUUUGUUGAAGUCCAGAGAAGGUUUAAAAGGUUAGAUAAAUAUAAAAAUAUUCGGAAUUAAAUAAAAAUAACAAUUUUGUUUUUCCUUUUAUGUGUCCCCCGUCUGACGGAUUCCUUUUGUUUGUUUUAAGUUUAUCUUAAACAAAAGUUUAGGUCUUUUAUUUAUCGAUUGAGGCACUACGAAGUCUGCCGGGUCAGCUAGUAUUAUUAUAAUUAUAGAUGAUUUUCCUACAGUCAGACUGAUUUUACUUGAUUAUUAUACAAAAUAUUAAUAGUUUAACUGAUGUUGUUGAUUAAGACUAAAAAAUAAAUAAAUUUAAUUGAUGUUCCCACAUUGAGACUGAUCUACUUAAUUAUUUUUCUAAAUAAAUACUUUAACUGUUGUUGUGUUUUGUGUAUUUCUUUAUUUAUUCAAUAUAAGCACCUGAGAUUUUCAGUGAUUGCGAUAUAUUUAGGUUGUUUUAACAGCCACUGAUAGUAUUAGACGUAAAAAAAUGUAACAUCAAACGGUAAAUUUUCAAUAUUAUAUGUCACAUAAGUAAAUUCGCCUGUCAGUCAUUUUAAUCUAAAUUGGUAGUUGAGAUAAAUAGCUUGCUACUAUUAAUUUUGGGCUAAGUCACUUCAUGCUUUUUGGCUUACUCUGAAAAUAUAUCGCAGCGUCGCUUAUUUUUUUUUCCCUGUAGCCAAUUGUGGUUAUGAAGUCACUUAAAUCUUUAUUCCAUACUCUGAAAAAUAAGGGCUUAAGGCAAUUUGUAUUAAGCGACGUUUAUCUUUGUAAUUAAAGGUCCGUUUUAUUCGGUAUUAGCAUCAACAACUUGAUGUUUUUAAUUGAAUUUCAAUUAAGUUUACUCCAUUCAAAUUGCUGAAGAAGUUUUUUUGUUAUGAAUUUUUUUCCAAAAUUUUAAACUUUAAAUGGCUCUCGUGUAAAGUUGCAAAAAUGUCGCUUAAACCAAAUAGCCUUUCACCCCUCGAUAUAGUCGUACGUACGAACGUAUGACGUGUUUUGGGCGACGUCGACUGCUUUCCAUUCUGUCCGCAGGAUCGGGAAUCGAAUAUAUUAAGUGUAUAAUCUAUGAUCGGGAAUGAUACACACACAGCCAAAGUUUUAUUUGAAAGGAGAUAACCAUAGAGUUACUAUUCUGAACCAACUGAACCAAGACCUGGCAACAGUUCUAGUUUUGACUUAAUAGAAGGAAUAUCUAUUUUACCCCAAGAUUAAAUUAUUACAAUUAUUAACCUAUAUGUUUUGUUGAUGUUCUAAUAAAUAUAUAAAUAAAUACAUAUGUUGAUUUUAAUAAUUUAAUAGCAUUAUGACGCAGAGUAAGUAAUGUUUUUGCACGUGAGUGUACCAUGCGCGAACUUACCCCCACUACGUCAACAAAUGCUCAAGAAGUUUGCAGGCUAUUAUAAUUAAGUUCAACAAUAUUUAAGUCGUGGUUGAGUAUUCGGACGUUAAACAUGAGUUUGAGGAAGUUUAAGUAAUAGAACUGAGGUAAUGAUGUUUGUAACAAAACUCUGUGCUAGAUUUUCGACAUCGCAUCAAUUUCCAAAAAAAACCGUCGAAAAAAAGUCACCAUGACGACGAAGCAAUGUUUAAAAUUGAAUUUACAUAAAUAAACUGUUGCAAGCACGUGUUUUGUAUUUACAUAGGACUAUACAGAAUUACUUAAGGUAAAUUCAAAACUGAAGCAUGCGUAUAAUUUUGUCCUAUAAAUAAAUUUUAUAUGGUCACCACAUUAGACAAGGACACCGCGACCAAAAAGUAUUCUCUUUCGAGACCGAUUUCUCGGCAUUAGACAGCACUCCAGUUGUAGGUACUUAUUAACUCCAUGGAGAUAACAUACCAAAACAUGUAAUUGUGUCAAACUUGUCAAAGUCAUAACUAAGUUUAACCAACAAACAUUAUCAAACUAUAAUACCUAAUUUAUGUAUCAAAAUUAACAGACGCCAAACAAAGAAAUAAAGUAAAACAGAAAGAUAGACAUAAAAAUUUGUAUGGAAUACAUCAAAGAAUUUUAACGAAGUAAAAUAAUUAAAAAUAAAUAUUAUAUAUACUUUCUAUAAAAUAAAUAAAGUGAAACAUUAUUAUUUAGGCAGUUUACGGAUCCUCUUGUCCGAACGUAUUCUUGACCUGCGAUUUUGUGGUUUUCACGGCUUCAGCAGACUAUCACUAGGCGCUGGUGCCACAGGGUACUGAUUUAUCAACAGACGGAGCUCAGCAAGAGUAUCUAUCUUCCGACGUGCUUUAUCAGACAGCUGGAUUACUAUCUUGCCUUCUGAUGUCCAGCACUGCUUAAGGCCAGUGUUUGUAAGCACCCAGAAACAGCAUCAUGGCGGGACUUCGUCAAGAAUUCAGACACUGUCAAACCAGAACCCUUCAGCAAAACUUUAUUCUUCCAAACUUCACUUCGAUGGCUAUGGCAUUUAAACCUUAUUAAAACUGGACGAGGCUUGCUUUUAUUAGCUCCAAGAUGUUAAGUUACUAUGUCAGUUGAAAUGAUAUGACUCAAUUUCGUGGGACCUUUUAAAAUCUCCAAAACAGUAGCAGAAGGGUCUUUAUUAUUGUUGACCCCAUGAAGCAACAGUACUUUCAGACGAGACAUCAUUUCGUGUCUGUCCAGGCCCCAAGUAAGCAAUUCGAUUUGAGUUUUCAAAGCAGUUAGUGCAUUACACACAAAUGAUUUAAAUUCAGCAAACUCACGGGAUAAACUCGCUAUGGUUUUAUAUGGGAGAUCUGUGGUAGCUGCAUUCUUCAAAUCUUCGUGUUGUACAAUUCUUAAGUUCAGUGUUGUAAAUAAGUCUUCCAGUUGUGCAAAUAGUUAGGAGUACAUAUCCAUUGCGAUGAUAAUUAAGUUUUUAGUUUGAGUGAGUUCAGAGGAGUAAUAAUUGUUGAAAUGAGAGUAUUAGAGGUCAGUGAUCAACCUGGUAUCAAUAAAUCAUAACAAAAUAUGCUGUAUUAUAUUUCAAUUAAAACAAAUCUUAGAAGACAAAUUUUUAGUAUUGACACUUAGAUUACCCUUUUUUUUGUCAGGAGGAAAUUGCCGACUUCUCACUAAAAAUUAUUUUUUAAAAUAAACUUCUUAUUUUUUAA